AACUAUCAGUUUGUUCGACUGUCGACUUGUCUGACCCGAGGAUUGUUCCGCCUAACAUCUUGUACCUGUUAUGACAUUUGAUACAUGGAAUGGUUUAAAAGCCCGAUGUGAGAUAAGGGGCGCGCUACCCCGCGCCAUGGCGCACUUCUGGACGGUGUGUCAGUGCCUGGCAGUCCUGAGCUGGGCAGGUGUGCUGGGACAAGGUUACCCAACAGCUUACAUGCGUUAUAACUGUGGAUCGUCCAUUGACGUGUCAAACACUGGCUACAUCUCGUGGAGUACAGGAAGCUACGGCAACAAUGUCGACUGUUACGUCGUCAUGUUGGCGCCCACUGACUCAGUCAUCUCUCUACAGUUUCCGAACGUCAACAUUGAAGGUAGUUCGAGUUGCAUCGACUACUUGUACGUGUACGACGGAGAGUACUACAGCUGGCCUGGAUUCGACUCAGCUUCCUACGUCUGCAACAGCAACAUACCAAGCGUGCUCUUAUCGACAGGAAACUAUCUCACCCUGAGGUUAAAAACGGACGGCUCGAUCACUGGGUCCUUCCAAGUUCUGUACUCGGUCCUCGCGAUCGGCUCCAUUCCGCCUACCACAGCGGAGUCCAGCAGAAUUCGACUUGUUGGCGGCUCCACCAGCUAUGAAGGUCGUUUGGAGGUCCGGCCAGCCGACAGUUACGACUGGGGGACGGUCUGUGACGACUCCUUCGGCGCAGCAGACGCCGAAGUCGCCUGUCGGACGCUCGGGUACCAAACCGCCCUAGAGUAUCGUGGUUCGGCAGCUUUUGGUCAAGGUUCCGGGCAAAUCUACAUGGAUGACCUUGGAUGCUCUGGGAGCGAGAGUAGUUUGUUCGACUGCUCGUACUCAGGGUGGGGAGUGCAUAAUUGUGGCCAUGGUGAAGACGUAGGUGUCGUCUGUUCCUCAUCAGCGGUUUCCAGUCGGAUCCGACUGGUUGGCGGCUCCACCAUCUAUGAAGGCCGCGUGGAGGUCCGGCCAGUCGACAGCUACACCUGGGGAACUGUCUGUGACGAUAAUUUCGACAUCCUGGACGCCACCGUCGUCUGUAGGUCUCUGGGGUAUUCUGGUGCCCUGGAGUACCGCGGCUCCGCAAGUUUCGGCCAAGGCUCCGGUCCGAUCUACAUGGAUGACCUUGCGUGCACUGGGAGCGAGAGUAGUUUGUUUUCCUGCUCGUACUCAGGGUGGGGAGUUGAGAACUGCGGCCACAGUGAGGAUGCUGGUGUGGUGUGCGAUAGUUCAGGUAUAACAACAAGCCCAGGAGGGACGGGUGACUCCGACAGGGUCCGGCUGGUGGGCGGGACAGCUGCGAGUGAGGGCCGCCUGGAGGUCCGGCCGGAGUACGGGUACGCCUGGGGGACCGUCUGUGACGACGACUUCGGCAUGGCGGACGCUAACGUCGUCUGUAGGAUGCUGGGAUACUCCGGGGCCAACCGAGUCCGCGGCAGUGCCUAUUAUGGGCGAGGAUCUGGCGACAUCUACAUGGAUAACGUUGACUGCUCUGGGAGCGAGAGCAGCUUGUUCGACUGCUCGUACCCAGGAUGGGGGAUUGAGAACUGCGGCCACAGUGAAGACGUCGGGAUUGAAUGCAGCACGUCAGGCGACGCCGAUAGAAUCCGUCUCGUGGGCGGAACAGGUCCUCACGAAGGCCUUGUGGAGGUCAGGUUGUCCGGGAGCAGCGACUGGGGCACGGUCUGUGACGACAAUUUUGACACAGACGAGGCUUACGUGGUCUGCAGGACACUUGGAUACUCCGGCGCCGUUCGCACUACCACGGAAUUCGGUCAAGGUUCAGGCAACAUCUACAUGGAUGACCUUAGAUGCUCUGGGACCGAGAACAGCUUGUUUGAUUGCCGGUACUCAGGGUGGGGAGUGCAUAACUGUCGCCAUAGUGAAGACAUCGGUGUCGUUUGUUACACUUCAACGGACAGACUUCGUCUAGUCGGCGGUUCAGGUCCAAACGAAGGCCGCCUGGAGGUUCGACUUGAGGGCAGUUACACCUGGGGUACGGUUUGUGACGACCAGUUUGAGAUCAAUGACGCCCAUGUAGCCUGCAGGAUGCUGGGAUACUCUGAAGCAUCAGAAGUCCGUGAUUCCGCACACUUCGGACAAGGCUCGGGGGACAUCUACAUGGACGACGUUCAGUGUUCUGGGGACGAGAGCAGCCUGUUCGACUGCCCGUACGCAGGAUGGGGAGUUCACAACUGUCGUCACCGCGAGGACGUCGGUAUCGUCUGUGCCAUCGCGGCCGCGGGGCUCAGCGGCGGAGAGAUUGCUGGGAUCGUCAUUGGCGUGCUGACAGGCAUCGUCCUCUUAACACUCAUCGUCCACAACUGCAACAAGAGCAGCUCAAACUCUUCUCCGUCCAGCCGGGUCGCUCCGAAUAGGGUGUUGACGAACAACACCGUGGUGCAGAGGCCUAAUACGGCCCCGCCCCAGCCCACCACGAUGACGCAGGCUCCCCUGCCCCCGAUACCUUCAGUGAACCAGCCUCCCCCACCCCCACAACAGUUCCCUCCCCCUCCGGCCUACAGCGCUGCCCUGGCCAUGCCUGCACAGUCCCCGGGCGGCACCACACCUUACCCUGCCCCCUCCCCCAACCAGGACCCGGCGUAUGCCCCUCAACCUCCACAAGGAGCCCAACUACACCCGUCUCCCGCCGUCCUGUACCCACCCCCGGAUUUUUCAUCCGUCCCCCCUCCGCCACAUUACCUACCCCCUCUAGCCAACGCACCUCAACUGCCACCCGCCUAUUAAAUCUCUUUGUUCCUGUACAUACAGUUAAUGAACCUGAUUCAUCAUUGGUCAAUGCUCGCUUAAUUUGUUGAACGGUUGUUUUCAAGUGUACCUUAUACGACGUUUGUAAAUACUGUAUAAAUGUGAAAUGAUAUUUGGUUCAAAUGCUGAUUCAACUAUUGUAGAAAACUAUACGAGCGCUGAUGUACGUAACAUCAUCGUCAUAGGUACAUACUGAACUGAGAGUUCUUUACAAUUAUCCCCAGUAGACUUAUCGUCAAAGAAGAAGUAAAAGGGAUUUACUUUUCUGUUCUGAACUGUUCUGUUGCAUAUGGUUAUUAGGCCAAUUUUUAUAUGAUUGUGUAUUUGUGAGCAACUUAAUGCUUUUUGCGUGCUUGGCAAAGCCUUCUUUCCUGUUGAACACCAGAUUAAUUUGAAGAAGUGAGUAAUUGU
This is a messenger RNA of Branchiostoma belcheri (Belcher's lancelet), 3205 nucleotides long. Its product is annotated as deleted in malignant brain tumors 1 protein-like. The transcript has 14 exons. The record is from RefSeq and is a predicted model, not a curated record. NCBI's taxonomy places the organism in Eukaryota, Metazoa, Chordata, Leptocardii, Amphioxiformes, Branchiostomatidae. The coding region runs from base 71 to 2773 and encodes 900 amino acids. Gene Ontology annotation, cellular component: membrane.